AAGGAAAACUAUAGACGUAAAGCCGCCGCUUCGUGUCGACGCGACGCCCUCCUGACCUCCUCCUCCUCUUCCUUCUCCUUCGCCUCGUCUUCUUGCCCAGAGCUCGCGCGCAUCUCGCCUCUCUCUCACUCGCCUAGGGUUCGGGCCACCGAUUCGGACCGAAUUAGACGGCGGCGCGACGGUGCCUGUUGGAUCGGGGGACGUGGUUUGAGGAGAGGGGAUGACGGGGAAGAAGCGGAAGGCGGAGGCGGCGCGGCUGGAGGAUACGGACCGGGCGAUGUACGGGGCGUUUCGGGGAGCCGCGAACUCUCUCUCGCAGCUAUACACGCUCGCCAUGAGCGGGCAGAGGCUCUCCUUCCAAGCCGGCGAGCGCCACGCCAUGGAAAAGCUGUAUGAAUGGAUCUUGAGGCACCAUGAAAACGGCUUGAGGCUGACAGUUGCUGAUAUAGCCUCGCACAUCCAGCAUGGGAUUCAGCACGGAGGCGACAAUCCAUCAGCUUCUCCAAGAUCACAGUAUGCGAGCCAAAACAUGCAAGCUAAUGUCCAUAUGCCCAACACAAGCAACCAGCAACCAUCUCCGAGCUUAUUUGCGCUAGGAAACCCAGGGUUGACGCAGUCCAAGAACUCAGCGGUCUUCUCAAAUGCAUUAUCCAGCCCUGUCCGCCGGAGCCUGCAACCAUACCAUCUAGAGCAGGGUGGGGAUGCAGGGUACUUUGCAAACGGCUUAAACCGCGAAUCGAAUCCCACAGCUUCAAAUGAUUCAUCCAUGGACAUGCACUCGGACAGCCCAGCUCAUGACUCCUCCUAAGCAUUCUGCUGCACGGAACUGGAAGAACAGCACAUCCAGUGAAAGCAGAAAUUGGUUGCGUGAUGCCUGUCGCCUCUCCUCACCGGUCAAGUAGGACUAUUCAAUUUAACCCCCUCUCCCUAGCCUGUUAUGCUCAAGCAUGUCUUAUGUUGUCACUACUGCUUACAGCCUGUUGCUUUGGUCAAAGAUACUGUAACCUUCUGGCCACAAAAAAAAAAGAAACUGCAACCUUCAUGCAUCUGUGUUCUGGGUAAAAUUGUAAAAUUAAAUUGUAAUACUCGGUUUAUCUGUGCAUAUUACCGUCAGUAUGUGGUGAAGUGGUAGGUAGCAAAAAAAAAUACUGAAAUGGAAACUGUAUUGUUACCUCUCCUACACAGCUACACUGAUCGUCGA
Messenger RNA from Brachypodium distachyon (stiff brome), 1201 nucleotides. RefSeq lists its product as uncharacterized. Bases 221 to 808 code for a protein of 195 amino acids. The record is from RefSeq and is a predicted model, not a curated record. Lineage: Eukaryota; Viridiplantae; Streptophyta; Magnoliopsida; Poales; Poaceae. The transcript is spliced from 3 exons.